AUGCCAUCAGCCAAAGAUACCAAAAGAAAACGUAACGAAUAUGACUCACUGGAGGAGGAUAGUUCCGAUGAAGACGGCCAAGAUCUUUCACCACAAACCAAACAAGUAAAAACCACUGCAAGUAUCGGAACAUGGAAAGAAGAUGCCAAUCAAGAGCUCUACUACUUCAUCCAUAACAAGUUUUCCGAAAUGAAAUUCCCCAACAAUACUGUGGGUAUUGCAUCCUAUGAUUUUGACUCAACAUUGGUUUUGACCAAGAGUGGAAAGCAAUUUGCAACCAGUGCCGAUGAUUGGAAAUUAUUUCAUAAGAAUGUUUCAACGAAAUUGAAAGAGGAAGUCAAAAAGAAUAAUCGUCUAUUGGUGAUUUUCACGAAUCAAAAUGGUAUCAAGAAGGGAAAACUCACAAAGAAAGAACUUGAAAAAAGAAUUGAAGGUUUCAUUAGAGAAGCCAUUGGAGAAGAUACUCCCAUUUUGGUUUUGGCUGCGAUGGCUGAAAAUUCUCAAAGAAAACCAUGCACUGGAAUGUGGACCUAUCUCGAAGAACAGAUUCUUCCAAAAUAUCACAAAGAAUUGUCAUUGGAUAAAUCAGACAGUCUCUAUGUUGGUGAUGCAGCUGGAAGACCUGAACGUAAAGAUGCUUCGAACAAGAAAAUUAAGAAAGAUCACAGUUGUGGUGACAGGAAAUUUGCAAUGAAUCUCGGUAUCAAAUUCCACACUCCCGAAAAUUAUUUCUUGGGAGAAGCUGAAUAUCCAACAUGGUCACUCGAUGGUUAUGAUAUCAAGAAGAAUUUUGAAAACUCGAAACUGACACCUUACAAAAAAGAAGAUUUGAUUAGUUCCAAGCAAGAAAUUGUUAUUUUCCAAGGUUGGCCAGCAAGUGGAAAGACAACUUUUGCUAAACGAUAUUUCAUUCCAGCUGGUUAUGUUCAUGUAAAUAGAGAUACACUUUCAACUCCUGCCAAAUGUAUCAAAGCCACCAAAGAAGCAAUUGCUCAAGGUAAAUCUGUGGUUGUUGACAAUACAAAUCCAGACAGCGCCUCAAGACAGUCCUAUAUUGAAAUUGCAGAAGAGAAUGAUAUUCCUUGUAGAUGUUUUGUUUUUGAUGUUGAGAGAGAACUUGCAGAGCAUUUGAAUGUUCUCAGAGAGAAUCGAUCGAAUGGUGCUCAUCCUCAUGUUCCUGGUGUUGCUUAUAACACUUACAAUAAGAAGUUUGAAGACGUGACCAAAGAUGAAGGUUUCACAGAAGUGAGAAAAAUCAAAUUCAUACCUGUAUUUAAUAAUGAUAAGGAGAAGGAAGAGUUUUUCAUGUAUACUUAA
Naegleria lovaniensis is the source of this 1317-nucleotide messenger RNA. RefSeq lists its product as uncharacterized. The record is from RefSeq and is a predicted model, not a curated record. The transcript has a single exon. Gene Ontology annotation, molecular function: ATP-dependent polydeoxyribonucleotide 5'-hydroxyl-kinase activity; polynucleotide 3'-phosphatase activity; double-stranded DNA binding. NCBI's taxonomy places the organism in Eukaryota, Heterolobosea, Eutetramitea, Acrasida, Naegleriidae. Bases 1 to 1317 code for a protein of 438 amino acids. Gene Ontology annotation, biological process: DNA repair.